ACACACACACACACACACACACACGGACAGACAGAGCGUCCCUCGGCGAGCGGAGUGUGUGGCGCAAUGCUGCGGGGCGCGGAGCCGCUCGCGGACUGGAUGUCCCGUUUGCCCGAGGAGCUGUGGGACGUGGCGCUGAACCACCUCGCCAUCCCAGGAAGUCACGAUGCUAUGAGUUACUGCUUGGACGUCUCCUCUCCUUUGGUGAGAUCCGAGUCAAACGCCUUCAGGCUUCUGGACACGUUCUUCUACUUCCUGACGCGACCUGUCAUUUACAGGUGGGCCACCACACAGGAGAAUGACUUGGUGCAUCAGCUGGAUGCAGGUAUUCGAUACUUUGACCUCCGAAUCGCCCGCAGGCCACAUGACCCCUCUGACAACAUUUAUUUCAAACAUGUGAUUUACACAAGUUUCACUGUCCUGGAGACGCUGAAGGAGGUGGCCACCUGGCUCAAAGCGCAUCCCAAAGAGGUUGUCAUUUUAGCCUGUCGUCACUUUGAAGGGCUGAGCGACGAGCUUCACGAGACUUUCAUCCACUCCCUCAAGAUGGUCUUUGGGUCUAAACUGUGUCCCCGUAAUGAACGUCUCCUAACCUUGAGGAGUCUAUGGGCAUCUGGCUAUCAGGUCCUGCUGUCCUACGAUGACCAGGCAGCAGAGAAGCACCCAGAGUUAUGGCCACCCAUCCCGUACCUGUGGGCCAACCAGCGCUCAGCGGAACACCUGCUCCAGUACCUGGAGAGGCAGAAGAGGAUGGGGCGCCCAGAAGGCUUCUUCGUUUCGGGCCUGAACCUGACUGCGGAUCGCCUCUUCAUCACGCUGCACCCAGGGCAGUCGCUCCGGACCCUGACCAUGCAGAACGCACAGCAGCUGAUGGACUGGCUGCAAGACCAGCGGCCGGGACCCGACUCCACAAGCCUCAACAUCGUUGGUGGGGACUUUGUGGGCCUGGUGCACUUUUGUCCCCUCGUCAUUGCUCUCAACAAGAAGCUUGUGCAGCCCAGAACAGAGAAACACUAAGUAGAGGAGGUUACACAUUCCAUUUACUACCUUUUCUACCUACCUGAACUGCACAAAUGGAGGGAACG
Messenger RNA from Scleropages formosus (Asian bonytongue), 1085 nucleotides. Its product is annotated as PI-PLC X domain-containing protein 1-like. Lineage: Eukaryota; Metazoa; Chordata; Actinopteri; Osteoglossiformes; Osteoglossidae. The transcript has 6 exons. Gene Ontology annotation, biological process: lipid metabolic process. The record is from RefSeq and is a predicted model, not a curated record. Gene Ontology annotation, molecular function: phosphoric diester hydrolase activity. Bases 67 to 1017 code for a protein of 316 amino acids.